Schistosoma turkestanicum is the source of this 1883-nucleotide messenger RNA. The record is from the annotation of a GenBank genome assembly. NCBI's taxonomy places the organism in Eukaryota, Metazoa, Platyhelminthes, Trematoda, Strigeidida, Schistosomatidae.
UCAGUAUACGAUAGUUUUGAAAAUCUCAAUUUUGGCUCAAUAAAACCGCACAAAUCAUUGGAUACUCCAUAUAAACAACGUUCAUCGAAAUUUCAAAUAUUUUACGGUGAUGAAUAUUUCAAGACGGAAUUCAAGCCGAUCACCUUGAUGAAUCCAUGUGAAAAAAAAACUAAUCAUAAUCAAUUGAUUAAAUCAAAAAAUUCUUUCAAUACUACUACUACUGAUAUCGAAUCAUCAUCACAUUAUAUAUGGAGUUUAACAUUUUCUCAACCAGCUUCACGUUAUUAUGAAUUUCGUCAAAAACUUGAACAAAAUAUUGUUUCAUUAGAAAGUAUUAAUAUUACUCAAUCCUCAUCCAAUGAUCUUCCAUCAUUUUCAUCUGAUGUUAAACUCUCUGGUACAAUAAGAGUUAAAAAUAUUUGUUUUGAAAAAUUUAUAUAUUUACGUCUGACUAAAAAUAAUUGGCAAACUUAUACAGAUUAUCAAGCAGUGUAUAGUUCACAAUUAUCAUCAGGUACAUGGUCUGGACCGAAACGUUAUGAUACAUUUAUAUUUAAUAUCACGAUUAAAUCAGAUCAACAACCAUAUUUUGAUGUGAAUGAUAAAAUUGAAUUUGCUAUUUGUUUUAUUGCAUCAAACAAUGAUAAUCAUAAAACAGAAUAUUGGGAUAAUAAUGAUCAUAAGAAUUAUAUUAUUGAACAACGUAAACAUCAUCAUCCAAUCUAUAUGAUGAAUAUGUUAAAUGUUGACAGUGAUCAUUCAAAUGAUCAUUCUUUAUCGUCAUCAUUGAAUAAUAAAUCGAUUACAUCAUCAUCAUCAUCUGGCAUGGAUAAAACAUUAAAUUUAAAUAUUGAACAUUGUACCAUUGAAUCGACGAAUAUGCCUCCGCCUUCAUCGUACACCCUGGAUUAUCGACCGAAUUUCGAUGGUUUCACUUCAUUCACACAUUAUCGAGCAUGGAGUCAUUUUGCUGGUGAAAUAAAUUAUUAUUAAUAAUAAUUUUUCAUUGAAUAGUUUUCUAAUGACAACUAAUGAUCAUCAUCAUAAUCAUAAUUAAAAUAAUAAUAAUAAUAUUAAUAUUGAUUAAUUUUUUCUCCUUUUUUUCCCUUCACCUACCACUUACAUAAUAUUUUGUGUGUACAUUUUUAGUAAUAAUUUACUAUCUAUCUAACUAACUAACUAACUAACUAACUAACUAAUUAAUUGACGAGACUAGCAAUCACAUCAAUAAUAAUUUAAUGUAAUUUCAUUUUUUUUAUUUUUAAAAAAAUUCAUUUAUUUAUUUAUUAUUUAGAAAUGAUUCAAAUAAUUUCUUGUUUUGUUUUUUUUCAUUUUCAAAAUUAUUUUUUGUGAACAAAUAUAUUUUUUUCUAUGAAAAAAAAACACAACAAAGAAACAAGAAACAAAUUGGGAAAAUUCGAAAAAAAAACCCGCGCGCCCGCCAGAUCGACCUCCUUUUUACGCCUUCUUUCUUUCUUUCGAAAAGAGCCGAAAAAAAUAAAAUAGCUGUAGAGAGAGAGACAGAUGCUUGAAUGUUUUGUUUUCAAUGUUCAAUGUUCAACAGUUAUUGUUCUUGUUUCUUUGUAACUUUUUUCGCUCUCUCUCUCUUUGUUAUUAUUAUUAUUAUUUUUUGCAUUUGAAUGUUUGUUUUGAUUUCGUUUCUCCCUCGCUUUUUUCUCGUUGCUUAAUUUUGUUUGUGUUUUGUUUUUUGUAGUUAAAAAACAUGAAAAUGAUAGAGUUCGUUUAGUUUGCCAUUUCUUUUUUUAUUGCAUAAUUUCUAAUAUUUUUAACAAAAAUAAAAAACAAACAAAAAAAGUUUAAAAGCACAAAAACACUAAUGUUGCAAAUGUAAAAUGCCCAAGAGUAAUAAAUAUUAUAAUAUA